UUCCAAUCCCCAUCAUUCAUUCACUCUCUACUCCGUAGUCACUCUCUAUUCUUCUACUCCACUGUGUACCGCCUUAACCUCCUGGGGUCCCUGGUUCCGUCUUUUGUCGCAUGGACAAGAAACAACGGCUCUGAUCAGCCAGCCCUAACUAAACUCCGCCCGUUCUUGCUUGCUUGCUUGUACAUACCCUAUUAAUUCUUUCUUUCCCUAGUGACUGUACCUUUCUCUCCCUCCUUCUACAAGUAUACAUAUAGCUUCGCGCUCCCUUCUGCCUUACGUCGUUCUUUUCUAAUCAUCAACCCUUUCCGUCCUACUUUCAACAACUCUUCCUCUCCCCUUGCCUGACACGUGCAAACAGUAUCUCGCCCCUGGGUAGAGAAUAGUAGCACAUAAUACAGGAUACCUUCCCUCACGCAAUUCCCAAUGGUUGAACAAAACACCAAGGAUAAUCUCCGUGCUCCCAGCAUGGCCGACAGUGAAAAGACUGCCACUCAAAGUGUCGAGCCAUCGGUGCUCGACACCAAGGUACCUGCAGAGAGCACGAUGCCUUCUGCUGCUGUCUCAGAGCGCGCACCAUCCGUUGAGCCUGACACCAAGCAACCGCAAGAGAAGGCUGAAAACAGCGAUGACGAGGACAAUUUCGAAUACCCCAAGGCAUGGAGAUUAACGGUUAUCUCUAUUGCUCUGUGUCUCUCAGUUUUCUGUAUGGCACUGGACAACACCAUUAUCGCAACCGCAAUCCCUCGAAUCACCGAUCAAUUCAAGACUCUGAAUGAUGUCGGUUGGUAUGGUUCCUCCUACCUCCUCACCACUUGCGCAACCCAAUUGAUCUACGGCAAAUUGUAUACCUUUUAUUCGAUCAAAUGGGUCUACAUUUCCGCACUGUUCAUCUUCGAGCUUGGUAGUUUGAUCUGCGGUGUUGCUCCCAACUCAACUGCUUUGAUUAUCGGACGUGCUAUUGCUGGUGUUGGUGCUGCUGGUAUCUUUUCUGGUGCUAUCCUCAUUAUCGCCUCCACCGUUCCUCUGCGACAGCGACCGACAUACAUGGGAAUGAUCGGUGGAAUGUACGGUAUUGCCUCCGUUGCUGGCCCUCUCAUGGGUGGUGCUUUCACCGACCACCUCACCUGGCGCUGGUGCUUCUAUAUCAACCUUCCUUUCGGUGCUGUUACCGCAGCCUUCAUCAUUCCCUUCUUCAACGUUACGCGCCGCGGCAAGAAGAGCGAUGCCACCUUCGUUCAGCAGCUCCAGAAACUCGAUCUUCACGGUACAGCUCUCUUCCUUCCCGCCAUUGUCUGCUUGCUUCUCGCACUCCAGUGGGGAGGUAGCAAGUACGAGUGGGGCAGUGGUCGCAUUAUCGCCCUUCUUGUCCUUUUCGGCGUCCUCAUCAUCGGCUUCAUCGUGGUCCAGUGGUGGAAGGGCGAAGAUGCCACAGUUCCCCCUCGUGUCUUCCUCAACCGCAACGUUUGGGGAUCUGCCUGGUUCGGUGCCAUGUUGGGAGCUGCUUUCUUCAUCCUCGUCUACUACCUCCCCAUCUGGUUCCAGGCCAUCAAGGGCGUUUCUGCCACCAAGUCUGGAAUUAUGAACCUUCCCGCCAUCCUUGGUCUUGUCAUCAUCUCCAUGUUGGCUGGUGGUGCUGUCACCGCUAUUGGUUACUACACUCCUUUCAUGCUUACUAGCUCUGUCCUCAUGGCUGUUGGCGCUGGCCUCCUCUCGACUUUCGAGACCAACACUGGCCACUCCAUGUGGAUCGGAUACCAGUUCAUCUUCGGUGCCGGUGUCGGUUUUGGCAUGCAGCAGACUCUAGUCUGUGUCCAGACCGUCCUCCCAGACGACGACAUUCCCAUUGGAACUGCCAUCAUGAUGUUCGCUCAGACCCUCGGUGGUGCUCUGUUCAUCUCCGUCGGCCAGAACGUUUUCACCAACCAACUCAUCAAGAACCUCAAGUCCGUCGUUCCAGACCUCAACCCUGCCAUCGUUCUCAGCGUCGGCGCCACUGAGCUCAAGAACGCCAUCCCCCAGCAGUACCUCAAGGGUGUGCUCCAAGCCUACAACCUUUCCCUCACCCAAACCUUCUACGUCUCCUGCGCUGCAGCAUCCUUGUCCAUCAUCGGCGCUGCAUUCGUCCAGUGGAAGAGCAUGAAGGGCAAGCAGAUCCAGAUGGCCGCCGCCUAAGUCUUCGAGUUCGAGAACGUUUCCACCCCACAUGAUACCCAACUUCACGAAUUUUGGAUCCGACAAAUCUUUUAUUAUUAUUGCAUCAGUCGAAUUCAGCAUGGCGUUUCUUCCUUUUUUCUUUUUUCCCUACAUCGUCAUUAAUUCCCUUUUGGACAACGGAUCGCCUAGAUCUACCAUAGAAAGUUUGUAAUAGACACACACACAUCCGGGCAAGGCAGCGCUGAUCGAGAAACGAUCAUUCGUACCCCCCGCCGAUUUCCCCCCUCCUGUUUUUUUCAGUUCGAUCUCUUUUACUAUAUAUACCUCAUAUAUUGGUUCUCGGCUUAGCACAGCACGGCAUAGCUAGAAUAUUGGUGGCAGUUGUCGUUGUGAAGGUCAUUUUGCGACUGACGCGACAGAAUGUACGAUCAGCUAGCGGUUUUAUCACGCUGGCGAUGAAGGAAGAAAUAAAAAGCAUAUUAAACACUUCC
Molecule: messenger RNA, 2645 nt
Organism: Aaosphaeria arxii CBS 175.79
Lineage: Eukaryota; Fungi; Ascomycota; Dothideomycetes; Pleosporales
Product: MFS general substrate transporter
Exons: 2
Coding region: 424-2172 (582 amino acids)
Biological process (GO): transmembrane transport
Molecular function (GO): transmembrane transporter activity
Source: RefSeq, a predicted model, not a curated record